AUGCCUCCGCAGGCAUUUGGUACCACAACUCCGAUGUCAAGUUCUUCAGACCGCGAAAGACAGCAGACUACAGACUCAAAACACCGUCAGACCAGAGAUGGUUCAACCAGCAAACAGAGUCGAAGCUCACACCGCAUCCUUGGUGACUACACCUUGACCAAGACACUUGGAGCUGGUAGCAUGGGGAAGGUCAAGCUGGCUAUUCAUAAUAUCACGGAAGAGAAGCUCGCUGUCAAAAUCCUCCCUCGAGUGUAUCCGCAAGCUUCCCAGCCAAAUGGUUCAAAUGCAACUCCAGAAGCAGUCGCAAAGCAGGCCUCAAAAGAUGCUUCGAAAGAGAUACGCACUCUUCGUGAAGCUGCUCUCUCUAUGCUUCUUCAUCACCCGUACAUCUGCGGCAUGCGCGAGAUGAUCGUCCAUCAACAUCAUUAUUACAUGGUAUUCGAAUAUGUGAACGGUGGCCAGAUGCUCGACUAUAUUAUCAGUCACGGUCGGUUGCGGGAACGUGUCGCUCGCAAGUUCGCUCGUCAGAUAGGAAGUGCGCUAGAUUACUGUCAUCGAAACAAUGUGGUCCAUCGAGAUCUCAAAAUCGAGAACAUCCUCAUAUCUGAAACAGGAAACAUCAAGAUAAUCGACUUUGGCCUGUCUAAUCUCUACGACCCUUGUUCCACUCUGUCGACCUUUUGUGGUUCGCUAUACUUUGCAGCUCCCGAGCUCCUUAAUGCGAAGGUCUACAUUGGACCGGAGGUUGAUGUAUGGAGUUUUGGAGUUGUCCUCUACGUGCUCGUAUGUGGCAAAGUGCCUUUCGACGAUCAGAGCAUGCCAGCACUGCAUGCCAAAAUUAAGCGCGGGCUGGUCGAGUAUCCUGUGUGGUUAAGUGCAGAGUGCAAGCACUUACUCUCCCGAAUGCUUGUCACUAACCCCGCUAUGCGUGCCUCGCUGACCGAGGUACUUGAGCAUCCAUGGAUGAUUCGUGGGUUCAGUGGUCCCCCUGACUCGCACAUGAUACACCGGGAUCCGCUCCGACCUGAUGACCUUGAUAAACAGGUCAUCAAAGGCAUGAAAGGCUUCGAAUUUGGGACUGAUGAGGAAAUCGAACGGAACCUCCGAAAGGUGCUCGAAUCUGACGCUUAUAUCCGCGCGGUCCAGGCUUGGGACCGCAAGCGCGGUGGUCGCAACGGCGCAAACAACCGUCUCGAGUUUUCUAAUUCCUCCCUUGCUAUAUCCUUCGAUGGGUCGGCCACGAAUGCGCACAAGAAUGAUUCUACAAUGAGUCCUUCAAAGAAGUCAAAACGUUUUUCUGGGUUCGACUUUUAUCGCCGGAAGCUGUUCUCCCCUUCCUCAUCGCCACCCACCACUCCUUCUCACUCGCCUCCCACCUCUCAGUCACUUCUGUCAGUUGGCGAUGGCAUGCGCGACCCCCUUGACCCAACGCAGGGAUUCCAUCCACUGGUCACAAUGUAUUACCUUUCCCGCGAGAAGUUAGAGCGUGAACGUGUCUAUGGCCCCGGGCGCUUUGCCAGCUCCCAGCUUUCCGUUCAAUCGACCACUGCAGCCAAUGCAUCCGCCACUGACGCUUCUGCACCACCCCCCUACCCGGCUAAUACCUUCACUCAACCUGCUCCUGUCAAGAAGGAGCAACAGCAGCCUGCCACCUCUGCAUCUGGUAAAGCAGACUACGGUAUGCCUCUCCCGCGCCUUCCUGCGCCUGAGACGUCGCAUUACUCCGACAUGUCCUACGAUGCAGCAUCUGCAGCGGCUUCUCCGACCUCUGCUGCAUUCCAUGGGCAAGUGCGAGCGCGUGACUCGGGGCUACCUCCACCUGCCACGAAGCGUGUCGAAAUUUCCCAACCGCCAACGCCAGGGCCGGCGACAGCACUUCCGCGUGCUCCACCUGCGUCCACUCACCGCCGCAGCCACAGCAUGAGCCAGCGACCAACUGCGCUCCGCGGAUGGGGUGGAGGGUUUGUUAGUGGCGAAAGUCGUGUGGACGAGCACGGCGAGGAGCAAGGCUCUCAAUCGGCUGGUCUGGAGGGCGAAUUUACGGACCAGGAUAAGGUUCUGUCCGGAGGGGAUCGUGCACAUACACAUGACGGUCCGUUAUCAGCUGGCGCAACGCUCGUGCGCAGGUUUGGCACGCUUCUGGUUGGGAAGGGUGAUGAUAAUAAACGGAGUAUUGGUAAGCGGACGACGAUGUUAGGCGCUGUACCAUUGCGAUCAUCGGGAGAUGAUGGCGAGAAGCCUGCUGAAUCGUCUUGGAAGCGGGGCGCAGAUGUCGAUGUACGCAGAUCCUCCAUCAUUGCGCCUCAACCUAUUACUGCUAGCCAGAGCCAGCCUCUUGGGAACGUGCACAGGCGAGCUGCCACCAUUCUUGAUCCCCAAGGUCGUCAGAUUCGGCACGAGCGCCGGAGUAGCACUGGUGGAUCUUUGCUCCCUAGUAUCGGUGGCACCAUCGGACGACAUCGUCGGCCAUCGACUGGUUAUGGGACGAGCAGCGGACGUCCAACUGGCGUGAGUGGCUUUGGACAAACUGAGAAGGUGGAGGAGAAUGUUGAGCAAGAGGGAGUUGAUCAGGACGAUGGCUUCAAGGAUGAGCAGAGUGGACACCACAGCGAUAAGGACUUCAAGCCGGUGCAUCUUAAGGGACUGUUCAGUGUUGCAACCACUUCUACAAAACCGCCAUCAGUGCUCAAGGCCGAUAUCAAGAAAGUUCUGGACCGAAUGCAAGUUCAAUAUCGAGAGACACGGUGUGGUUUUGAGUGCAUCCAUGUACCCUCCAUCGACAUUUCAUCUGUCCCCGAAUCAACUCAGGUCCAAGGACGCUCUAGUCAUCACCGGAGGACUGCUUCUGGUGGCUCCAACGAAACUGGAAUUACGCCUCGAUCGCUUGUGAAGAAAGCGUCGAAGAUGUCUUUUGGUAUGAAGUCUAAGGAGCGGGAGAGGGAGAGGGAGAGUAUGAAGGAAAAAGAACAGGAGGCUCCUUUGGAGAAAGAGCUCCCUCACAGGCCAUCGAUUGGGACUGCAUUAAGUGCCACCCCCAGCAGCGGAUCGUCUUCGUUCUUCAAUGUCUCCUCUAAUACCCACACCAUUACAGCGGAUAAUUCUCGGCAUCAGGAAGCCAAUGUGCUCGCGCCGGCAACACCCCACGAGGAACAGCGUGAUCCAUUCCGCUCGCAAACACCGGUAAAAGGCAAGGUCUUACCGCCCAUACCCCGCGACUUUGCUGCUACACCACAGCCGCACACUCCCCGGCCGGCACCUUUUCCUACCGGUGAAGUCGAUCGUGAAGUAUUCGAAUCUAUGGGUGCUAGUUCACUUUCAGUCCGUUUCGAAAUUAACAUUAUUAAGGUUCCUUGGCUGCCACUCCACGGCAUACAAUUUCGAAGGGCUGGUGGCGAUGGUUGGCAAUACCAAAUGCUCGCCCGGAGAGUUCUUACUGAGCUUAAGCUAUGA
Messenger RNA from Suillus discolor, 3450 nucleotides. RefSeq lists its product as uncharacterized. Lineage: Eukaryota; Fungi; Basidiomycota; Agaricomycetes; Boletales; Suillaceae. Gene Ontology annotation, biological process: protein phosphorylation; microtubule cytoskeleton organization; intracellular signal transduction. Gene Ontology annotation, cellular component: cytoplasm. The transcript is spliced from 6 exons. The record is from RefSeq and is a predicted model, not a curated record. The coding region runs from base 1 to 3450 and encodes 1149 amino acids. Gene Ontology annotation, molecular function: protein serine/threonine kinase activity; ATP binding; tau-protein kinase activity.